Molecule: messenger RNA, 1225 nt
Organism: Ipomoea nil (Japanese morning glory)
Lineage: Eukaryota; Viridiplantae; Streptophyta; Magnoliopsida; Solanales; Convolvulaceae
Product: purine permease 3-like
Exons: 2
Coding region: 101-1177 (358 amino acids)
Cellular component (GO): membrane
Molecular function (GO): purine nucleoside transmembrane transporter activity
Source: RefSeq, a predicted model, not a curated record
AACAUUAUGAUUCCCUGGGAUAAUAAGUAUCUCUGAUCUUCCAUUAGUGAUAUUUCAGUGUGUGACUGAAAGCUAGCUACAAAGCUGAUCAACUUGGGGCAUGGAAACCUCUGAGGAUAGGUCCACCACGUGGAGGCGGAAAUUCAUACUCCUCCUCAACUGCGUAAUACUGGGCAUAGGAAACUGCGGCGGCGCUCUCAUCUCGCGCCUCUACUUCCUCCGCGGCGGCAACCGGAUAUGGUUUUCAAGCGGCCUCAUAACCGCCGCCUGGCCGCUCACUCUAAUCCCUCUAGCCGCCGCAUAUAUUCUCCGCCGCCGCCGGCGAGGCCCAACCGCAAAACUCUUCUUCAUAACGCCCAAGGUCUUCACCUCCGCCGCCGCCAUCGGCGUCCUCACCGGCCUCGACGACUACCUCUACGCCUACGGCGUGGCCAAGCUCCCCAUCUCAACCGAGGCCCUUAUCAUAGCCACCCACCUCGCCUUCACCGCCGGCUUCGCCUUUCUGCUGGUGAAGCAGAAGUUCACGGCCUACUCGGUCAACGCGAUCGUGUUGUUGACCAUGGGCGCCGGAGUUUUGGCCUUCGGCGCCAGCAGCGACCGCCCCGGCGGGGAGAGCACCGGGGAGUAUAUUCUGGGGUUUGUUCUGACGCUUUUAGCGGCACUUUUGUACGGGUUUAUUCUGCCGUGGAUAGAGUUGGUGUACAAGCAGGCAAAGCAGGCGAUCACCUAUACGUUGGUUCUGGAGAUCCAGUUGGUGAUGUGUUUCUUUUCUACUGCUUUUUGUACCAUUGGCAUGAUUAUAAACAAGGAUUUCCAGGCAAUUCCAAAGGAGGCAAGGGGAUUCGAAAUGGGAGAAGCGAAAUACUAUGUGGUGGUAAUAUGGAGUGCUAUCCUUUGGCAAUUCUUUUUCAUCGGAGCCGUUGGUGUGAUAUGCUAUGGUUCAUCAUUGUUGUCCGGCAUUGUAAUCGCCUCUUUGCUUUCCGUCACCGAGAUCUUGGGCGUCGUCUUCUACGGCGAGAAAUUUCACUCCGUCAAGGGCAUUUCUCUUGCCCUCAAUCUAUGGGGGUUUGUCUCCUAUUUCUAUGGAGAGUUUAAAACUAGCAAGACUAAUAAGACCAUCAACCAAAACCAUAAUCUAGAGGCUCAAAUAACCCAAACUCAAAGCCUUCCUCCAUAAUCUACCAUCACCAGAGUUUACACCGCUUCUUUUAAUUAAAAGAAAUCA